AUGGUAUACGUAACAGGUGGUCAAGUUCAAGAGACCCCUCCAAUUACUCAGCGCAUUUCAAAGUUUUUUGAUAAUGUAGUUAACUUCGUCAUGCAUUUUUUCAUCACACUGAUUCCAAUCGAAAUGAAUUCCCAAAGCUCGAGUACUAGAAGCAGUAGUGGAGGAAACACUACCGGUCGCGGAGGCGGCGGCGGAAGUGGCGGCAGUUCUUGGGGAAGCGGAAGGCCUUUUGGAUCCGGUGGAAAUGGAGGAGGUGGUAAUGGGAGAUUUAGAACAUUGAGAGAUAUCAACCCUCCUACUGUUGGUGGUUGUCCUGGUGGAGCUUGUGGAAUGUGA
Phyllotreta striolata is the source of this 336-nucleotide messenger RNA. Lineage: Eukaryota; Metazoa; Arthropoda; Insecta; Coleoptera; Chrysomelidae. The record is from the annotation of a GenBank genome assembly.